Messenger RNA from Octodon degus (degu), 1042 nucleotides. It is a transcript of the gene Mrpl19, whose product is annotated as mitochondrial ribosomal protein L19. The record is from RefSeq and is a predicted model, not a curated record. Lineage: Eukaryota; Metazoa; Chordata; Mammalia; Rodentia; Octodontidae. Gene Ontology annotation, biological process: translation. Gene Ontology annotation, molecular function: structural constituent of ribosome. The coding region runs from base 12 to 887 and encodes 291 amino acids. Gene Ontology annotation, cellular component: mitochondrial large ribosomal subunit; ribosome. The transcript is spliced from 6 exons.
UACGAGCCAGCAUGGCGGCUUGUGUUGGCAGACACGGGGCCACCUUGGGCUCGGCCAUGAGUUUCCCAGUGUCUAGAGUGCUGCUUCCUGGGCUGUCCUCUGUCGCACGUUGGGCCCGCCCGGCGCCGGCGCGGCAGCAGAGCAGUGGGCCUUCCGAGCCCGGCGCCUUCCGGCCGCCGCAGAAACCGGUCAUCGUGGACAAGCGCCAAGCGCCGAGCGAGGACAGGAGAUUCUUGAGUCCUGAAUUCAUUCCUCCAAGGGGAAGAACAGAUCCUCUGAAAUUUCAAGUAGAAAGAAAAGAUAUGUUAGAAAGGAGAAAAGUGCUCCACAUCCCAGAGUUCUAUGUUGGAAGCAUACUACGCGUUACUACAGCUGACCCGUAUGCCCAAGGAAAAAUCAGCCAGUUUCUGGGAAUUUGUAUCCAGAGAUCAGGAAGUGGACUCGGAGCUACUUUUACUCUUAGGAAUACUAUUGAAAGACAAGGUGUUGAGAUUUGCUUUGAUCUGUACAAUCCUCGAAUCCAUGAGAUCCAGGUGGUCAAAUUAGAGAAACGGCUGGAUGACAGCUUGCUGUACUUACGAGAUGCCCUCCCUGAGUAUAGCACUUUCGAUGUGAAUAUGAAGCCAGAGGCACCAGAGUAUGACAAAGAAGUUCCUGUUAAUAAGCUGAAAGUAAAAAUGAAGCCUAAGCCUUGGUCCAAACGUUGGGAGCGCCCAUAUUUUAAUAUUAAAGGAAUCCGAUUUGAUCUGUGUUUAACUGAAGAACAAAUGGAGGAAGCUCGGAAGUGGAGUCAGCCGUGGCUUGAGUAUGACAUGAUGAGGGAAUAUGAUACUUCAAAAAUUCAGGCUGCACUAUGGGAUGAAAUCGAAGCAUCGAAGAAGUCCUGAUUCUGAGAAGCCUCUGGUUACUCCAGGAGGAUGUAUCGUCUUUCAGAGGAUUAAACCAAUGUAAUUUUAUUUAUAAGAACAUAAUCCUUAAAUUAAGCAUUCUUUUUGUAAAUUACUUUUCAGAAAAUAAAAUUUUCAUAGCAGUUUAUUACACA